This is a messenger RNA of Protopolystoma xenopodis, 666 nucleotides long. The record is from the annotation of a GenBank genome assembly. Lineage: Eukaryota; Metazoa; Platyhelminthes; Monogenea; Polystomatidea; Polystomatidae.
AUGCUCAACCAAUUUUGCUUUCUGGAUCCAUACACCAUUUGCAUAAGCGACCUCAUCUUCUCCUCAAAUGAAAGGCACAAUUGGGGAAAGACGUCUUCUCGCUUCGCUGCCUCCCCUCCUGCGCCCGCCCACAAGUUCGAGUCUGCUCUCCACAGUACCGAAAAGUCUGCCGACUUGACCAAUCACAACUUCGUCUCGCCUGCACCGGAAGCGAAGACAUACCUUUUCGCAUCUGAUCGAAUAAAUAGCCAUUCAUCGGAAUCGCAGUCAGUUCUGUUUGUCUUUGUGUUGCCAAGUGACGGUUUGGAGUCUCUCUUGUCAACAGACGUUCGAGGAUCGGUGCCCAAUUCGGCCGAAGGAUCGCCUCUUCAGGUCGGCCCAGUUGCCGAGUCGAAGUGCCGACAGACCAUGGCCGAUACCCGCAGCAACAUGUCGGGCCGAUCAGAUCUCGAGCACAUGCUACAGCCGGCCCGUCUUCUUCGUCUACUCAUCAUCCUCUUUAUGUGCCUCGGAAUUUGCCCUCACAGGCACACUCGUAAGACACUGACUUGUCGACCAUUUUUGUUUACCAUUUUUGGUGUUGUUUUAACACACCGUCGAAUGAGCGUUGAGCACACUUUCGUGCUGAGUGGAAGUAAAUCUGUUGAAAUCACCGCGGCCUUUUAA